Molecule: messenger RNA, 920 nt
Organism: Aspergillus ibericus CBS 121593
Lineage: Eukaryota; Fungi; Ascomycota; Eurotiomycetes; Eurotiales; Aspergillaceae
Exons: 2
Coding region: 224-739 (171 amino acids)
Source: RefSeq, a predicted model, not a curated record
GCUAGAGUAUCUAUAUAAAUCCCUUAUCUCAUCCCACAGCACCCCAGACAAGCUAGUUCAUCGAAUCUGGUCGUUGUCCCAUCUUCUUCCUUCUCUCUCUGUAAUUGCAUAUUAUAUUCUUGGCUAUAGAUCAUCUAUACCGCCGUCCACUCCUUAUACAUCUUCACUUCUUCAUCACCUUCAUCCCACCACCACAGACACAAACACAGAUACAGAAUCAAAAAUGCCCCGCCUCACCCUCUCCUUCCUCCUCAUCUGCCUCGUCCUCGCCAUCAUGGCCACCGCCAUGCCCAUCAAACGAGCUUCCCCAGAUAGUGCCACGGAAAUGGACUCAACUUUGGCAGAGGAAAUUGCUGCGAAGUCUCUUCAGUCCGCCGCAAAAAUGAUGGACGAAAUGGCCGGGAAGGCUGUUGAAUCGAGCAAGGAGGAUGAUUCCACCUCCACACCCUCCACUUCCACGCCUUCUACAUCUACCCCGCAAACCAAGCCCCAAACCGAAACCGAAACAGAAACAGAAAACAAGCAACAACCCAAGACCGAUGCAGACACCUCUGCAGAGGAGAAAAAAGAAUCAACCCCCACGACCCCCACCGCAACCGAAUCCUCCGCCGCUAGCUCCCCCAAACCUCAGGCGUCCACGCACAUCGUGAAUGAUAACCCGUUUGCCAAUUUGCCUAUUGUCGGGGGGUUGUUGAGUGGGGGUGGGGACUCGUCGUUGGGGGCGGGGCUUUUGGGUUAGUUUGAUUCUGUCGAGUGAUUGAUUGAUUGGGAGGUGAGUGGGAAGGGGGAUGAUGGAUGGGAUGGGAUUAUGUUAUGGUGUUAUGUGGGAUGAAAAUUUAGCUUUGAUUGAUGUUUUGAUUAGAUUGUUGGUUGAUUGGUGAGAUGGAGUUGACUGUGUCAAUUCCAGUUUAUCUACGUUG